CUCCCACUGUUGCUAAACAGUAAGGUGUUAAUGGCUGUACAGCAUUUAAAGAAUUAUUUGUUAAUGGAUUUUUACAUUUCUAAAGGAUUAGGUUCCUCAAUGAAUAUAAAAAGCCAGGCAGUUUGACAGGACAAUGACCUUGGCUAAAUGUUUGUUUUUUUCUGCCCCUGUGAUGUGCUCUGAUGAUCAGAGGGGCUGUUAAGAUGCCUGGAGUGGUCAGGGGUCAUCAAAGGGCAGCUGUCCACUAUAAAGGGGCCUGGCUGGAGCUCUGUCUGCACAUAGCAUCAUUUCAGCCUCAGCUCAGCUAGAGGAAGGAGAUCUUUGCCUCUCUCUCUCUCUCUCUGUCUCUCAUUAUUGUUGCAGUAGACUUUGUGAGUUUUAGUUAAAAUGGAUGCUAGAGUCCUGACUGUUUUCGUCACAUUCCUCUUUUGCUCUUCUGGAGUUGUUUUCUCCACUCAGGGGCACAGAUAUCACACAGGACUCGAGGCCAGUUUAGCAUUCAGAAAUCUCUCAACAAGUCAUCGCAGCAGAUACCCUCUGUACAUGAUGCAGCUGUACCGCUCCUUCAGGACGGCUGAUUCCUUGUUGUCAGUACCUGUCAACACCAUCACUACACCGGGCGAAAACGUGUCAGCGCACAGUUCUGACUCCGUCCUAAGUCUGAUGGCCAGAGGUUGCCAUCAAGAGGGUGAAAGAUGGACAGUCACAUUUGACAUGUCGUCCAUCUCUACUAGUGACCUUGUCCAGCUGGCAGAACUUCGGAUCAGACUUCCCGCUUUCUCUGGCUCUGAGCGUGCCACUGUGGAUUUAUAUCACUCCAGGAAGCAGAGCUGUAACCUGGACAGCACUUCAUGCCAGGAUGAGCACCUUUUCCUGGGGAGCUUCGGUACAUCACCCAGCAGCACUAAGUCUUCCUGGAAGGUUUUUAAUGUGACUGCUCUGUUAAAAUAUUGGCUGUACCAGGGAGAUAGAGUGCCGAGCCAAGAGGCCUCAGGAGAACCUGACAUGGACCAUGGGAGCGGUGCUGGGGAUGAAGGGGAGAUUACUGAGUCCCUCUUGGAGAAUUUAGGGUCAAGGCAAAGAAAAAUUCACCAUCCAACCACGAACAGGGUCACAAUGGUCAUCUUCUCCAAACAUAACCUGCCACAGGAAGGCCAUACAGCAUACAGUCUCAUUCAUACUGUGGAGAACUCCAAGUAUGUGACCAGGGACAGAGUCAGCAGUGACGGUCAAAGUCGACGCCACAAAAGGAACAGAAUGGAGAGGUUGAGAGUGGCCGACGGAGCUUCACCUACUGCUGCACCAGCAGCAGCAGAGCCGGCCCAGAGGCCUCUGUGUCGGAAGGUGGACAUGUGGGUGGACUUUGACCAGAUCGGAUGGGACGAGUGGAUUGUGCACCCUAAGCGCUACAAUGCAUAUCGCUGUGAGGGAGAGUGUCCUACACCUCUGGAUGAGUCCUUCCGUCCCACCAACCAUGCAUACAUGCAGAGCCUCUUGCGACAUCACCAUCCAGAAAGAGGGUCUUGCCCGUCCUGCGUGCCAACGCGCCUCAGCCCGCUCUCUAUGCUGUACUACGAGAACGAUGAUUUGGCCCUGCGGCAUCACGAGGACAUGAUUGUCGAAGAGUGUGGCUGUCACUAAAGGCCAGCCCAUCGCCGGUUUCGCUGCAGUCACAAGAACCACUAGCAACGGAGUUUGAACUUUAAUUCAACUGUUUCUCUACUGUCUUCGUGUAGAUUGAGAGUCCUAGUCAUGGCCUUUUUCAACAAACUACAAGAUAUGACUGUUAACUUUGAAUGAUUUUAUCUCAUCCAUACUGGGUGGUACACAAUAGUAUAUAUCUUUAAGAAGAAAGCUCCAUUAUGCAAAUGUUAUAUGUUUUAUCUAUUUAUACAUUAAAAUGUUUAUUUUGUACAUAAAAUAUGAAACAAUAUAUUAAAACAAUUUAUUUUGACAUGA
Dicentrarchus labrax (European seabass) is the source of this 1959-nucleotide messenger RNA. RefSeq names its product southpaw (gene spaw). The transcript has 3 exons. The coding region runs from base 388 to 1641 and encodes 417 amino acids. The record is from RefSeq and is a predicted model, not a curated record. Gene Ontology annotation, biological process: SMAD protein signal transduction; BMP signaling pathway. NCBI's taxonomy places the organism in Eukaryota, Metazoa, Chordata, Actinopteri, Moronidae. Gene Ontology annotation, molecular function: cytokine activity; type I activin receptor binding; growth factor activity. Gene Ontology annotation, cellular component: extracellular region.